AUGGCACAAGAUUUAGACGACCUCGACGAGGUCAGAUUGGGCGCUUUAGAUAGAUUGAAGGCCCAAAAAGAGGCCGUGGCUCGAGCAUACAACAAGAGAACCAAGUUUUGGGGUCGAAGAUUUAGUAUGGAAGACCAUUCUUCCAGUGGGAUAAAAGGAUUCAAAAUUUGGCAAGUGGUCUCCAACUUGGGAAGGCCCAUUUCUCGUCCACCAAGUUUAGGGGAAGGAGGGCUUACAAGUUAA
Messenger RNA from Prunus armeniaca (apricot), 243 nucleotides. Lineage: Eukaryota; Viridiplantae; Streptophyta; Magnoliopsida; Rosales; Rosaceae. The record is from the annotation of a GenBank genome assembly.